Messenger RNA from Linderina pennispora, 617 nucleotides. RefSeq lists its product as uncharacterized. NCBI's taxonomy places the organism in Eukaryota, Fungi, Kickxellomycota, Kickxellomycetes, Kickxellales, Kickxellaceae. The transcript has a single exon. The record is from RefSeq and is a predicted model, not a curated record. The coding region runs from base 266 to 583 and encodes 105 amino acids.
ACCUUUCUGGGCAGGAGUGUGGUGUGGCAUGUAGCCUGUUGUUUUAUCCAAUAGGAUCCGCCACCUGUUGGUGUUGACACAGCACGGCUCCACCCCUGGUGGUUAGUGCCAAGUAUCUGUCCUGGACACAGGGUCCAUAUCUCCUUGUGCACCAUGUGGUCACCAUCGCCAUUUACUGAAUCCGACGUAUUGUUAUUCCUUCUGAAGGAAAACUUGCCGCGCCGCCUAUCCCAUCUAUUUUCCAGUUGCACAUCCUCCCAAACCCAUGUAUCCAGCUGUGAUUUCCUGGCGGCCAGAUGACCCCCCUUGUGCCGUUCAGAGUUCACACACACAUGGGCAGAACAAUACACCUGCUGAUACAAUCCCCUUGCGAGGCACUGCCUUGGCGAAGCAGCGAGCAAUGGACAGGACGAGGCUUAAAAUAGAGCGGUCCUUGAUUGCCAAUGUUUGGACGAUGCGAGAAUGCCGCAUGUUGGCAAGUGCUCCAGGGGUGUUCUGCUCCGGAAUCACGUUAUCCAUCACUCGGAUCGGAAUUAUGGACAGCUCUGGCAGCAGAUACACAGGCUUGCAAGCUGCUUGCUGAUACUCCCUUUUAUCCGUUCACACAGGCUGGUAAU